Messenger RNA from Acytostelium subglobosum LB1, 1137 nucleotides. RefSeq lists its product as hypothetical. NCBI's taxonomy places the organism in Eukaryota, Evosea, Eumycetozoa, Acytosteliales, Acytosteliaceae. Gene Ontology annotation, biological process: post-translational protein targeting to endoplasmic reticulum membrane. The record is from RefSeq and is a predicted model, not a curated record. Gene Ontology annotation, cellular component: TRC complex; membrane. Gene Ontology annotation, molecular function: protein binding; molecular adaptor activity. The annotation marks the transcript as partial. The transcript has a single exon.
AUGAUGGAGACAGAUGUACAUAUAAAUAGUCAGCAGCACCUUCACAGCAAUGGUCAUAGCAAUGGCAAUGGCCAUCACACCACCAAUGGAAAUGGAAAUGGAAAUGGCAAUGGCAACCAUAUUGACAACAAUUUAAAUAGAGCAUACAAUACACAUAUGAUUAAUAUUGCCGAUCAGAAUGACUUUAAACAUCAAAAACGACAAAAGUUGUUAAAACAACGGCAACAACAUAAUCCAACAACAACAUCACAACAACAAAAACGACAAGAGGAGGAAAGGUUAAUUGGUGACAACAGUCGUCAAAAAUUGAAUGGCAGUAACAACAACCAGCAUGCUGGUAUCAGCAUGCAAGCUAAUGGAGGACAUUCAACGACCUCGACAACCUCGACCACGAUCACUGCACCAAAGUCACAGCGCGCGACACCGUCCUACAGACUGAGGGAGGACGACAUUGACGAUGAUGCCGACUAUGUGGAUGAGUCAGACGCAUCAUCCGACUCUGAUCCAAAUGUUCUCGACUCUGACGAGCUGGCCAACGCCUACAAGAAUGAGGGCAACGAGUUGUUCAAGCGUGAGUUCUACAGCAAGGCCAUCGAGAAGUACUCAAAGUCCAUCGACUUUAGGCCAUCACACAUGGUCUACACCAAUCGUUCAGCGGCCUACUAUAAGCUCAGGAUGUAUGAGCAGUCUCUGGCGGAUGCUGUUGCCUCGCUACGUCUUCGCAGCACAUGGGUCAAGGGAUAUCUUCGCAUGGGCAUGGCACUGGUGGCACUGAACCGACUGGACGAGGCAAAGGAGUUGUUCUACCGCGGGCUGGAGUUGGACCGAGACAACGUCGACCUUCACAGCAAUCUCAGCCAUCUUCUCGAGCAACUAAAGUCCAAGUCUCCACCUAUCACCGAGGAGAUAAUUCGACAGGAUGAAGAUGCUACUGGUGAUGGUAGUGGCACUGGCAUUAACAAAAACAACAACCCCAACCUCAACAACAACAACAACAGGAAUAAGAAUCAGAUUGUCACCAAAACAACACUUACCUACCUGGCAUUAAUAGCUGCGCCACUGACCAUUCUGGCACUUGUUGCCAACCGUACCUCAAAGCUAUCACUCAAAUCCAUCGUAUCAUUCUUUACAGGAUCA